This is a messenger RNA of Dermacentor andersoni, 3795 nucleotides long. RefSeq lists its product as uncharacterized. NCBI's taxonomy places the organism in Eukaryota, Metazoa, Arthropoda, Arachnida, Ixodida, Ixodidae. The record is from RefSeq and is a predicted model, not a curated record.
GCAGGGGGAUAUGGGCUGGACUAGUUUUGAAGUGAGGGAAGCUCGCAGUAAAAUUGAGUAUGAAGAACGGCUGAGGAAUAUGGAAGAAAGUAAAUGGGCUGGGAGAGUGUUCAGGUAUCUGUACAGGCAAAACAUUGAUUCACAGGGGAGGAAAAGAACUAGGAAGCUUACCAGCAAGUAUGCGGCCUGUGGGGUGGGCAACACAGCAACAAGGAAGGUCAAGCGGAAAGUCAGAGAGGCUGAAUUAAUCUCAUGGGUGGCGGCAAUGGAAAAGAAACCUGCCAUGAGUAACUACUUAAGAGGAAAAAACGAAAUCGGAAAAGAAACCAUUUAUGAUAACUCAAAGGGAAGCUCAUUACUUUUCGAAGCGAGAUCGGGAUGCCUUAGAACACGCACCUAUAAAGCGAGAUAUAAGAAGGAAGAAGGAGCAUGUGCUUGCUGCGGUAAAGCUAGGGAAACGAAGGAGCAUAUUUUAUUAGAAUGUGAACACGUCUACCCAGCGGUCGAUUUAGGCACCACUGGCCUCCUUGAAGCCCUUGGGUUCAGCGGGAGCAGUGGUAAAGCAAACAGGUCCGCAAUAGACAUUAGUAAGAGGUGAUUGGAGGAUUGGUGGAAGAAAAGUAGGGAAACGACAAAAGACGGAGACGUACAAAAGCACAAUUCGCAAUAGGGGAUCAGAAAGUUUGGACGUGGUAGUUCAUAGUGUCUUUUUUUUUCAUUGGUUAACCUAGGUAGGAUAUUAGGCAGCAUAGUAGCAAGAGCUUGGUGGCGCAACCCACCGCCCCGUUCCAAAGGGGACGCUCAUAACAUCCAUCCAUCCAUCCACGUUUAGUGAUGGCGCUAGCCACCACCCCGUUUCAAGCACACGGCGCGAAUUUUGAAGCGGUUGGUUCAGUCGUUCAGUCGAGCCAACGCCUCCUUUUGUCGAGCACUGGAAGUUGGUUCUUUAUUCUAUGGCCAUGGCGCUAAAUGUGGCAGCACCGAAGGGACCACAUGUGUCGCAGGCACAGAGAGAGACGGUGGUGGCCUUCAUGGCGCAGCAUCCCCAGUUGGCUAUAAGGUCCAGCGAGUUGGGGCCGCGCUUCACUGUUGGCGACCGCCGACGGCUGUGGCAGCAGCUGGGCGAUGCUCUGAACAGCGAAGGCCCUGUUGUCAAAUGUACUGAACAGUGGUAGGAGUGGUGGCGCAAACAGGUUUUUGAGGCCCGCCGUGACGCUGCCGCAAUCGCCCAAGAACAAAGGUGAGCGACCGUCCAAUGAUCUGGGCGAUUUGUCCUUCGACAUUGGCGUGUAUUUUCAGAAGCACAGGAGGGGGGCGGCUACACGGUUUUCGUGGCCGAGUCCUACAUCUGACCGGGACGGUCCGCCUCCACGGCGUGACCGACCUCCCCUAUCAAGAGCAGGCUGACGUCCCCACCGCCGCCAUGGAAGUCGUCGUCCAAGACGAGGCUGCGGGAGUGAGGAGCACAGUGACACCGGCAGAGGAUCCACCGCGCGGUGCGUCGCCUACCGAAAGGGUGGCCGCUGCACCUGUGUUGCAGCACCCUGUUCGGCCACCACGUCGACAGCGACCGCGACGGGUGGAUACCUUGACGACGAUGUCAUCGCAGUGCACCCGCAGCGUGGAACAGGGCGACGAGAUGCCGCAGGUGCUGCGGAGAAUCGAGGCCUCCACCACCCGCCUCGCUGUCGCGGCAGAGCGGACGGCAGCAGCUCAGGAAGGGAUCUUGGAGCAGGUGCGCGCCAUAGCGCAAGACAUCGCUGCGCCCCUGCAACAAGACAGAAAUUAAUUUAUCAUUCAUUCAAUAUCAUUUUAUUCAUUUGUGUUUCAUCAGUUCCGUUUGUUUUAUUUAUUUAUUGCUUGAGCUUUAGUGUUUUAAGUUUCCUUUAUGAGUAAUACAGGGGGAUUUUUUGGUUGAAAGGUGUAAUGCGUGCACCCAUUUUUUGUUCUGUAGUAUUUGUCUCUUUCUAUUUAUGGUUAUGCAACUGCAAUGCCAGCGUGCUUUCUUUAUUUACACAUUUCAAAGGCACCUAGUCAUUCACACUAGAAUCAUUACAAAUAGUUGUCGAUUUCUGCGUAUGGGUUUUGUACUGUGAUAUUUAUAUUGCUUCACUGUGUUGUAGCUUACUGCACUCAUUAUGAAGCGUUACCGCAUAGUGUUUGCAGUGUGAUAUUUUCAUUUCGGCACGGUGAGGCUAAGGUGCAACAACUACACUGUGCUCUUUUUUCAAAGCACCAAACUAGUCACUCUUUAAGUUGCAUAGUUUCACAAAUGAAAAUGACCAUCAUCAUUGCACCACGCCAGUGAUUGGUUUCCUCUAGUCUUCGCUCCAAGGUAGUCAUUACAAUAACUUUCACGUGUGACAUUUUCUGGGUGCUGUGACAUUGCAGAGCCAAUUAUUCAUGUUUUAUGUAACAUGUUUCAUCACAGCUGGCAAGUGCGCUCACCUUUUUACAAUUAUGAUUCACCUGUUGUUUAGCAUCGCACUACAAUUCCUGCCGAGAAAUGAAUGCUUCUAGUCAGUGACUCAUAACACUGACAAGGGAACGGACAUACCUGCGAACGUCAUACUUUCUUGCAAGGUCACGUAAAUGUGCCGUCACGUAAAUGUGCCGUGGUGAAAACGAAUUGUGUGAUGCUGAUGUUGCAAUGAUGUCACAUGCUUUGCUACCUGAAGCAUGUUGUACUGCAAGGGUUGUGAUGUACUUGUCAUCAUAGAGUGUGAUAAAGUUGACCUAUCUAUUUUUUGCGCUUUUACGUUAAUUUACGUCUACCAUUUGGACAUGAUGUGACGAGUGUAAUGUUGUCACUACACUCAGCGUUACAUUUUGUUUGUGUUUGAAUCCGCAUCCAUUACGCUUUACUUGCUUGCCUCGCCUGCGUAUUCAUGCUUGCACAGAAGUUUUGAUACACCUAGCACAAGAGAUGGCUAGCAAGCAUAUUGCCUCGCUCCUACCAAUGUACACUGAGCGUCCGAAUGCACAGGAUGCGGCGGUUGCGUUCAUUCUGGUGUGUUUUAUGAAAAUUUUGCGCACCUUUUGCUGAUGGUGACCAUGAGUACAGAGUGCCAAUCAUAUGUACUGUUUCCAUCAAGUCUGUCAUGACUAUGAUGGGUCAAGGGAUGUUUUCAUGUCACAUUUCAUGUGAUAUUUAAAGAAAAGGCUGCACUUUCAAUUUGCUACUGUGUUUCAUGUUGCACUAGAAAAGAAGUACUUUGUGCCAAUUUCCCAUUACUGUAACCACCAACUAUGGCAAAACAAACACAUGUUUGGACAUGAGUAGAAAGUAACUGCUGCAUCUACAGAAAGUGGCAUAUCACAGGAUGCACAUAACACAUACAAGCUGUUGUAGCGUCGUAUUUCUAAUGUUACAUGAGGAAAGAAGCACUUCAUGAUGUGCAUAUUGCACAAAACAAUGCUAGCUUGGGAGCAGCAGCAAAUGCAGUUCUUCACAGAUGAAGGGGCAUGAAGCAUUGCCUUACGACUGCUUCACGAGUACUACUGUUAAUAAGUGGCAGCCUUGGAGACUCGUGCAUAGUGAAGAGGGUACAAUUGUUUCCGAGUCCAUGGCUGUGGCAUUCUACUUAAAGGAUUCUUUGUAUAAGUGUACUUCGUUUGUGUUUAAAUUAUCAUAAUCUGUAGGAUGUGUGGAUUUGGAACAUUGAUUAUCCCUAUGGAGGUGCACUUGUUGUGUAUACAAAUUUUUUAAUGUAUUUUGCGCUGUACAAACACAGCCCUGUGAUAGCCCAAGGGCACGGCAAUUUGUAUAAAUAAAUUAUAUAUUAUGAAAACUCA